AUGGCGGCUUCGUUUCACUCUCCUUCUGCUAAGAACGGUAAAUGGUACUUCACACGAGAACAGAUCGAAAAUAGUCCAUCUCGCCGAGCGGGACUCGAUCCCGACAAAGAACUGUCCUACAGACAGCAAGCUGCUAACCUACUGCAGGACAUGGGACAGCGACUUAAUGUAUCGCAGCUAACAAUAAACACUGCAAUCGUGUACAUGCAUCGUUUCUACAUGAUCCAGUCUUUCACUCGCUUCCACAGAAAUGUGAUUGCCCCAGCUACACUCUUCUUAGCAGCAAAGGUGGAGGAGCAGCCCCGCAAACUGGAGCAUGUAAUUAAGGUGACUCAUGCUUGUCUCAAUCCUCAGGAACCAUCGCCAGACACGAGGAGUGAUGCAUACCUGCAACAAGCCCAAGACCUGGUCAUUCUUGAGAGCAUUAUACUCCAGACUCUGGCCUUUGAGAUCACCAUUGACCAUCCACACACGCAUGUUGUCAAGUGCACUCAGCUUGUCCGAGCCAGUAAGGAUUUGGCCCAGACGUCAUACUUCAUGGCAACCAACAGUCUACACUUGACCACUUUCUGCCUGCAGUACAGUCCACCCAUCGUGGCAUGUGUAUGCAUUCAUCUGGCCUGCAAAUGGUCCAACUGGGAGAUCCCAGUCUCCACAGACAGCAAGCACUGGUGGGAGUAUGUGGAUCCGACUGUCACCCUGGAGCUCUUAGAUGAGCUUACUCAUGAGUUCCUACAGAUUUUGGAGAAAACACCGAGCCGGUUAAAACGCAUCCGCAACUGGAAAGUAAUCCCAGAGCUCAGUGCUGUUCCUCUGUUGUUUCAGGCUGCGGGUCAGACGGUGAAGAAGUCAAAGGUCCAGGAGGAAGGUGACCAGACAGAGACCAUGAUGAACAUGAUCUCCAGGGUGUCAUCAGAGAGCACGCUGGCUGGUCUGAUGAGUCUGUCGGCACCUUCCUCAUCCUCCUCGUCCUCAGCUCCCCCUCUGCCUGACGACAAGGAUCGCAGUUCAACAUCCAGCUCACAGCAUUGGCAGCCCGGCGGGAAAGAGCAGCAGCCAAACCACGAGCAGCACGUUCCCGCAAAAGUGUCACUCAGCGAGUACCGGGCAAAGCAUGCCGACGUGCUGGCCGCCCAGAAGAGGAAACUCGAGAACAUGGAGGCCAGCGUUAAACGGGAGUACGCCACAGCCGCCCAGGCUCUAAUGGGUCAGCAGAGGAAGGAGAAGCACCAUCAGCAGCCACCCAGUUCCCACCACUCCAGCUCCUCAGACCUGGGAAACCCUUCUCCCAUCGUCCUUAAGAUUCCCCUGGACGAGAGGUCAGAGCGCAGCUCCCUGAAGAUGCGUUUCCCUCUUGGCAGCGGACAGACAGGCGGAACCAGCCACGGCAGCAGUGGUAGCAGCAGCAGCAGCAGUCGAGCACCCGAACAAGACAUUAAAGUCCGUAUCCGGAUGCCGGAGAGGCGGAGCGGGUCGGGCGAGGACAGCAAGAGCAGGGACAAACACAGAGAACGCUCCAACCAUCAUCACCAUCACCACCACCACCACCACCACCAUUCCUCCUCCUCCUCCAGCAACACAUCCUUCUCUUCGUCACAUAAACACUCGUCGAGCUCAGCGAGCACCUCCUCAAGCAGUAAAAAACCCUCUGUGGAGUCCUCCAGAAUGAGCUCAUCCUCUUCCUCUUCCUCUUCAUCCUCGGCGUCAAGAAAGAGGACCCAUUCACAGGAGCCUUCUUCAGGCCCUCACUCCUCCAAAAUUAGCAAAUCCUCCAGGAACUCCUACCAGCUGCCCCCUCUCCCCGUCUCCUCGGGACACUCUCUGGGUCACGGCUCAGAUGUCUUGCCCUCUUUGGGUCUUCCUCAUCAUCAGGGAAACUAUUCUCACUCCAAGACUGACAAAGCUGACACAAACGGCCACAGUGCAGGUGGAGGCAGCCAGUCUAACGAGUACCAAGACACCUUUGACAUGCUGAAUUCGCUUCUCAGUGCUCAGGGUGUGCAGCCUGCCCAACCCCAGAUGUUUGACUACCGUUCCCAGUAUGGGGAGUACAGAUACGGCAGUAGCUCGAGAGGGAGCAAUUCCAGGCCGCCACCCCUACCGUCAGAACCUCCACCCCCUCUCCCCCCGCUGCCCAAGUGAAAGUCUCACACAGUGUUAGAGAGCAUAAGUAAAUACAAGUCUGCCUCCGCUGGCAGGUUAAAUUAAACUACUCCUACCUUUAUGUUGCCCUUAUGUUCAUUAUAGCCUGGAGUUUUUAUGUUUUGUUUUUUUUUUUUAAAACUUGACAACAAAUUGAUGUACCACUAAAUGUGUAGCUUUGUUGUAGGCCAUUGCAGAAUUUAGCUAGCUUUUCUUCCGCUUGUUUCUCGUCUUUGUAUCUCAAACGGUAUGUGCUGCAAUAACAACUUUGAAUUUUGCAACAAAAAAAAACAAACAAAGAGAGAGGAGGGGGGGCUGAAUUGAUUAUUUAUUACAAAUGUAAAUACUAUUUUUGAGGUCAUUCAGCUUUGUACCAUGACAGAAAUGGUUUAUGGAGUUCAGUUAUAUUUAGUCAAACAAACGGAAU
Messenger RNA from Chanos chanos (milkfish), 2569 nucleotides. It is a transcript of the gene ccnt1, whose product is annotated as cyclin T1. Gene Ontology annotation, biological process: regulation of transcription by RNA polymerase II. The record is from RefSeq and is a predicted model, not a curated record. The transcript has 9 exons. Bases 1 to 2142 code for a protein of 713 amino acids. NCBI's taxonomy places the organism in Eukaryota, Metazoa, Chordata, Actinopteri, Gonorynchiformes, Chanidae. Gene Ontology annotation, molecular function: cyclin-dependent protein serine/threonine kinase regulator activity.